UUGCCAUACUCACACGCUUUUUCACAACCCAACAUCCAAACACUCCCAAAAAAAUCCCCGUCUUUCCCUCUCUCUAGAUUUCGAGCAUUAAUGGCCCGUAAAGAGAUGGAUGUAGUGAAGGGCCUGGAUUCGCAGAGAUACAUGGGCCGUUGGUACGAGAUAGCCUCAUUUCCAUCAAGAUUCCAGCCCAAGAAUGGAAUAGAUACAAGAGCUACAUACAAACUCAAUGAGGAUGGGACGAUCCAUGUACUUAAUGAGACAUGGACGGAUAGCAAGAGAGGAUACAUUGAAGGGACGGCUUACAAAGCUAACCCAUCAAGCGAUGAAGCCAAGCUGAAGGUGAAAUUCUAUGUCCCACCUUUCCUACCUAUCAUCCCAGUCGUUGGAGAUUAUUGGGUCUUGUACAUUGAUGACGAUUAUCAGUACGCUUUGAUUGGACAACCUUCAAGGACUUAUCUUUGGGGCUUGAAGUUUUUUUUUUUUUGUUUUGUUCAGAUAUUGUGUAGGCAGAACCACAUGGAUGAAGAGAUAUACAUGCAACUGGUCGAGAAGGCCAAAGAGCAAGGCUAUGAUGUCAGCAAACUUCACAAGACAAGUCACUCCAACCCUCCACCUGAAGAUGAUGAUCAGACCCCAAAAGACACCAAAGGCAUCUGGUGGAUCAAAUCUAUCCUAGGCAAAUAAAAAAUAUAAUUAAAUAAAUAAACAGAUACACUAAAGCUGUGUGCGUGUGUAUGAUAAAAACUAGAGGGUGGAUUUUGCUCUUUUC
Molecule: messenger RNA, 769 nt
Organism: Magnolia sinica
Lineage: Eukaryota; Viridiplantae; Streptophyta; Magnoliopsida; Magnoliales; Magnoliaceae
Product: temperature-induced lipocalin-1-like
Exons: 2
Coding region: 91-684 (197 amino acids)
Source: RefSeq, a predicted model, not a curated record